GAAAGAACACAGUUGGAGUCGCACCAUCGUUCAUGCAUCAUCGAGCUCCGCGUGAUCUGUAUCAAGAUCAGCUGUUUAGAAUGAUCCAGCGCCCUCUCAUGAUUGUGAAAUAAAAUUGGUAUCCGCCAUACAUGGGCUCUCCCAAUAUUGUACCUUUCUACAAUUUCUUACUUCAAAGGACAGCCUCUAUGGGCAAUUGUUGAUUAUUAAAAUAAAAUAGCAGUGUUUCGUUAGACUUCGCGGAUAACAGUAAUAGCAAUGUAUAUAGGGAUGUGCAUAAACGGAUACUUCACAGACACCAUAGUCCGCGAAACAAUUAUUUCAGCCAUUGCUUUUUGAUUUGGAUAAUCAUUUUGGCUUCGGGCCGCAGGUGUAUUUUGAGUGCAUCCUGUCUGAGGUAUAGAUUCCUGUAGAUUCUCAUACAUAAAAUUGUAAAUGGCUUCACAUGGGUCUGCCCUAGAAGAUGAGCUAUCUUCUCAGUUGCGCGCUCGGUACUGCUCAGUUCCUCGAGAAUGGUUAAAAGGAUUUGUUGCUCAACAUCCGCUUAGCACAGGUGAUGAGUGCUAUCAAACGUUGUUAAACACGGAUCUUUCACGUGUCGGACUGUUCUCACUACCAAAUAACAUCUUCCCGAUAAAAGCUCGAGGCGUGCUCCAAAAUUGUUUGCUAGUUCAAGUGGUUUCUGUUUUAGACGUAGGCGCAUCGGCCUAUUCUCAGCUGUGUCAUCUCGAAGGAACCCUCAACAUCAAUAAUGAGGUAUCAGCUGAUGAAACUGGGAACGUGGAACGGGAAACAAUACGUCGCGGGAGAAGGUGCCUAUUACUUAAACUUAGUGACGGACGAUGUACAAUCCGUGCCAUUGAAUUUGAGCCAGUUGAUUGUCUCGCAGAAGAUAUACCGCGCGGAUCAAAGCUCCUGCUCAGAGGUCCGUUGGAGAUCCGACGCAGCAUAAUAUUUCUUCGUGCAGGAGCAGUGGAAUUUCUUGGUGGUAGUUCUCUUGAAAACUCAGCUCUAGAUGGACAAGGUUCACAACAUCAGAAUUUCGAUGCAGACCAGCUGCUAAUUCGAACACGGGAGUUAAAAGAAGCCCUUGAAGACCAACGGGUUAAACAGAAUGGUGCAAAUUCUCUGGAGAAAGAAGAAACGUCAUAAGCUGGUUGUUUAGGUUGAGUAACAUUUUGCUGUGGUAACGAUGAAGAUACCGUUGUCUAUAUCUAAAUAAUGAGUUUGCAUAUACAGGAUGAUAUUUGACUAGGUUUAUUAAUAACAAAUCUUUAAUUUUUAGAAAUUUUAUAUCGGUGUUAUAAUUUGGCUAUUUAUCAUACAACUAUUGGCAUGCUAGUGUUAUAAAAACGCUUGAGGACUCAUAAUGCCAUCCAAAUUAUGUAAAGACAAUUCGGUGAGCGGGUUGGUAAAAGGAUUUCUCCUUUAAAGACUCUAUUUUAGAAUGGAAGGGUGACAAACUAUAAGCAUCAUUGCCACUCAGAUGUGCAUGACGCCCGCUUGUUUUUAAAUGCUAGAUAAAAUUCAGUUGAAUCAUAUUAAAUCACUUUUUUUAUAUGGUAGUUUACACAUCAAGGUCGUAACAUUCAAAAUACAUUGAGGAAGGCCUGCAUAAUUCUACUAUUUAAUAUAUAUGGUUAGAGAUUUACGUAGACGUAUGUGAUUGGCCCAGCAUGAAUGAAGAUCACUAUAACAGACACUAGACUUGUGCCGUGUAAUGAUUUAACAGGAAAACAUAGGUUUCUUCUUACACUCGAUGGUAAACUUCAUGGAACCCCCCAUAUACCCUUUGAAUUUAGUCGUACGCUUUAAUGUAUGGGUAUUUAACCGCUCGAUUGGCCACACUUGUUAGCCGAGGCGUUUAUUUUCAUUCCAUUAUUUUUAAUUAUAAUAUUGAAUGUCACAGCGUAUGACAUAUGAAUGAAUUGAAUAUAUUAGGUUGGUAAGCGUGCAAGUGUUGAAUAUGUGGAUGUCGUCUAACGAAGAAGCGGUUAAUCCCUCAUCGCCGGUUUUUAAUAUUAGAUUUGAAAGAACGUUUUCGCGUUCUUCACUGAAUAAUAAAGGUCACAUUGUUUUAUUGUUCCUGUGGAAAUAGUGUAAACUGUUAUUAAACUUUUGUCGUUGUUCAUGACUUUCUUCCACCUACCACCAAAUAAUGUAUGCCGUUUUGCCAAAAAAUUGAGGAUUUCACCUGGAAUAAGUUUUCCAAUCACAUUUCGGCUUGUCGAUUUAAAUCGAAGGUAAGACGACGAGUGUGAUUGCCCAGUAAACGGAAAACGUGAAAAUUCUUCAGCACAAGAUCCGAAGAACAUAGAGUACAAUGAAGAUGCCUUUUCAAUGUCCUUGAAGGAGGUUUUUGGUGAUGUUUGAUGCGUGUGGUUUUGACGUGUCAUAUCUGUUCUCUAGAAUAGUCUGGCAUACUCGAUGCAACUGAGCUAAAAAACACGUGCCAGUCAAGUGUCUGGCUCGUAAGGAGCAGUUCCUAGUGGACUGGGCCCUCACAUUUCUAUUAAAUGCAAAGCAUAAUCUUCUUUGAAUGAAGAUUUGGUUAAAUUCAGUGCGCAAUAUAUGGAGACAGCGUUUAGCCGUAAUUUCUUGUUCAAUUUAGGAAGUUCACGAGGUAGCCAACCUCGGAGUUUUAAUUUAAACGCAAGGAACCUAAGGUGGUUAAUGAUGGUUGUGCUGCCAUAUAGCCAAUUCCGAAUUGUUUCUUGGCCGUUGUCGUUCACAAAUAUUUCAGAUGGUAACCGCCAAACUCGGUCGAUUGUCCAAAGCUGAAAACAUCUUUUAGGUUCUGAGUACUGUUUUCAAGCUUAGCAAAGCACUGUUGAGCAGUUUUUUUAGGGGUAGCGUCGUUACCGUACCCAAGGCAAAUGCUUCGCAGGCUUUUUCGACAGAUUUUAGGCUUCGGCGAAAUGCAUAGUGCAGAAGAUUUAAAAAAUGCCCUUUUUGGAACAUCCAUUUUUGAAGAGUUCUCUCACACUACAGUACCAUACAAUUCAAGCAGGGCGAGCGUGUUCGAAUGGUAUACCAGAAGAAAACAACAACAAU
Molecule: messenger RNA, 3054 nt
Organism: Varroa destructor (honeybee mite)
Lineage: Eukaryota; Metazoa; Arthropoda; Arachnida; Mesostigmata; Varroidae
Product: recQ-mediated genome instability protein 1-like
Biological process (GO): double-strand break repair via homologous recombination; resolution of meiotic recombination intermediates
Cellular component (GO): RecQ family helicase-topoisomerase III complex; nuclear body
Source: RefSeq, a predicted model, not a curated record